UCAAAAGCCCAUUAGGAUCUGACUAUCUUAUUCAAGGAGAUCUAUCAAGUUAAAUUUUGUCACUAAACCGGAAAGUAAUCGGUUUUAAUCAAUUUGCUGGGCGAUAAAUCGGUAUAAUAUCGGUCUACGGUUUGUUUGACCGAUUCGGUUCAGAUUUCAGCGAUAGGGCAGCGCUGGGCGCCUAACAGGCCGGUAAAUUUGUUAGGCACGAUAUCUUCUGUCUGCCAUGGAUUCCAAUCCUGCUUCUCUCGCUUUGAAUCACUCAAAACCUCCGAUUGUUGAAGCUUUUAAUGGUUCAUUGCCCGAAAUUAAUGAUUCUGUAGCUAAGCCUGAAUUAUUGCAACCUUUAUUAUCGGAGAAUGCUGUUAGCAAGACAUUGAAUGAUAACAAGGAUCAAUCUGGCGGAGAGGAAGAAAACACAAGCCGGAGAAAACGUCGGAGCCGGUGGGAUCCUCCGCCUACUCAAUUGGUUAAUAACCCUAUCACCGAAGGUGGUGGUGGCGGUAGUGAUUCCAAUACUGGGAUGAAGAAGCGUAAGUCUAGAUGGGCAGAUGAUGAGCCAAAACCGGUAAUACAGCUACCUGAUUUCAUGAAGGAUUUCACCAGUGGUAUCGAAUUUGAUCCCGAGAUUCAAACUUUGAAUAGUAGGUUACUUGAGAUCAGUAGGAUGUUGCAGUCUAGUAUGGCUUUAGAUGAUAGACCGGAAGGACAAAGGUCUCCUUCACCAGAACCUGUGUAUGAUAACAUGGGAAUUAGGAUAAACACUAGAGAGUACAGAGUGAGAGAGAGGUUGAAUAGAGAAAGACAAGAGAUCAUCUCUCAGAUCAUUAAGAAGAACCCUGCUUUUAAACCUCCGGCGGAUUAUAGGCCUCCUAAGCUCCAAAAGAAGCUUUUCAUUCCGAUGAAGGAUUUUCCCGGUUACAAUUUCAUCGGUCUUAUUAUUGGUCCCAGGGGGAAUACUCAGAAGAGAAUGGAGAGGGAAACAGGUGCUAAGAUUGUGAUUCGGGGAAAAGGAUCUGUAAAAGAAGGUAGGCUCCAGCAGAAGAAGGAUUUGAAAUAUGACCCUUCGGAAAAUGAGGACUUGCAUGUUUUAGUCGAGGCUGAGACUCAGGAAGCUCUUGAAGCUGCUGCUGGUAUGGUUGAGAAGCUGUUGCAACCUGUUGAUGAGGUGCUGAACGAACACAAGAGGCAACAGCUCAGGGAGCUUGCCACCUUGAAUGGAACGAUAAGAGAUGAAGAAUUCUGUAGGCUGUGUGGUGAGCCAGGACAUAGACAGUAUGCGUGUCCUUCUCGUACAAAUACCUUUAAAAGUGAUGUUCUUUGUAAGAUUUGUGGUGAUGGUGGACACCCUACUAUUGAUUGCCCGGUGAAGGGUACCACUGGAAAGAAAAUGGACGAUGAAUAUCAGAACUUCUUGGCUGAGUUGGGAGGAACUGUCCCUGAAUCUUCACUUAAACAGAGUCCCACCUUGGCUCUUGGUCCGGGAAGUAAUCCUCUGUGGGUUAACAAUGCGGGGAGUGGGGCAAGUGCGCAUCCUGGUUUAGAGUCAAUUUCGGUCAAACCUUCUAAAGAAUAUGACGAAACAAAUCUGUACAUUGGGUUUUUACCUACGAUGCUUGAAGAUGAUGGCUUGAUUAAUCUGUUUUCACCUUUUGGUGAAAUUGUGAUGGCAAAGGUAAUCAAGGACCGUGUGUCUGGUUUGAGCAGAGGCUAUGGUUUUGUGAAGUAUGCUGAUGUCCAUAUGGCCAAUACUGCCAUUCAGGCAAUGAAUGGUUACUGGUUAGAAGGUAAAACACUUGCUGUUAGGAUUGCUGGUAAACAGCCAACACCAUCUGGACCUCCAGCUCCUCAGCCACCAACUCAAGCUUAUCCUCUUCCAAACCAGCCACCCAGUGCCUAUCCUUCACAACAAUAUGCCACUGGUGGGCAACUGCCAAAUCCUCCCUACUCAACAGCUCCAGUUCCUUGGGGUUCUCUUGUUCCUUCCUAUUCUCCAUAUGCUCCUCCCCCUCCGGGUUCUUAUCAUCCUCCCCCUGGUCAACAUAUCUCUCCUUAUGGAAUGAACUACCCACCACCACCUCCUCCUCAUGUGACACAAGCUCCUCCACCUGGCACCGUUUUUAGUGAAAGCCAACAAAGCUUCCCACCAGGGGUACAAGCAGACAAUGGUACUACUGCUUCAUCUGUGCCAAUGAGUGUUUAUAGUAGCUCUUUGCCUGGACAGCCUCCGUACAUUAGUUAUCCAUCUUAUUACAAUGUUGUUCUACCUCCACUGCCACCAACACCGGCUUUGUCUACUGAUCAUUCCCAAAGCAUGGGUUACAACAUCCCACGGGCUAGCAAUCCUCCUUUGUCAACAUCUGAUCACUCACAAGGUCUAGGUAAUGCACCUUGGGCACCUAAUCCUCCUAUGCCACCUUCUGCUGAAUAUUCGCAGAGCAUGGGAAACAUACCAUGGGCUCCCAAGCCUCCUGUACUGCCACCUGCAGAGAAUCCAUCCUCUGCUAAAGAUUCUGAGUAUGAAAAGUUUAUGGCUGAGAUAAAAUAGCAUGUGUGUUUAGAGGAGAAACUCCUUAGGGGAGAAGGCGUGAUGUUUCUUGGAGUUCUUGUACCAUGAUUUCUUUACACCUUUCUUGUUGGAAGUUUGGGACUCACAUCUUAACCCUUGCUAUGCUGUUGUGAAAUAUGCAGAGAUUCAGGCUGAAAGCUCCCCAAAUUCCAUAAUUGAGAAAGGCGAUAAGAUUUUUAUUUGUGUUACUGAUAAUAGUUGCUGCUCUUUUGUAGGACUAUAUAUGUUUCGGGUUCAUGUUUUAUUUCACAAUACUCAUAUUUACCGGUGACCAGUGUGUUAGAUCUGUUUUGAGCUCUCUCUCAUUUACUCACAAUUGCUUCUCACAAUUGCUUUUAUCAAA
This is a messenger RNA of Eutrema salsugineum, 2912 nucleotides long. RefSeq names its product splicing factor-like protein 1. The record is from RefSeq and is a predicted model, not a curated record. The transcript is spliced from 2 exons. Gene Ontology annotation, biological process: regulation of mRNA splicing, via spliceosome. Gene Ontology annotation, cellular component: nucleus. Lineage: Eukaryota; Viridiplantae; Streptophyta; Magnoliopsida; Brassicales; Brassicaceae. The coding region runs from base 227 to 2548 and encodes 773 amino acids. Gene Ontology annotation, molecular function: zinc ion binding; mRNA binding.